Molecule: messenger RNA, 2822 nt
Organism: Propithecus coquereli (Coquerel's sifaka)
Lineage: Eukaryota; Metazoa; Chordata; Mammalia; Primates; Indriidae
Gene: TAS1R1
Product: taste receptor type 1 member 1
Exons: 7
Coding region: 104-2629 (841 amino acids)
Biological process (GO): G protein-coupled receptor signaling pathway; sensory perception of umami taste
Cellular component (GO): membrane
Molecular function (GO): G protein-coupled receptor activity
Source: RefSeq, a predicted model, not a curated record
GUUGCGAAGCAUCUGGGCAGCUGCCUUCUAUUCUAUUUAAGCAACCGCCUCCUUAGAGUGCUCGGCUAGGCCAUGCUGGACGCUGGCCGUGUGUGUGGCCAGCAUGUUGCUCCAGACAGCUCACCUGGUUGGCCUGCAACUUUGCAUUUCCUGCUGCUGGGCUUACAGCUGCCACAACACUGAGCCCUCUCCCGACUUCAGCCUCCCUGGGGAUUACCUGCUUGCAGGCCUGUUCCCUCUCCAUGCUGAAUGUGUGCAGGUGCGACACAGACCUGAGGUGACCCUGUGUGACAGGUCAUGCAACUUCAACGGCCAUGCCUACCACCACUUCCAGGCCAUGCGGUUUGCCAUUGAGGAAAUAAACAACUCCACGGCCCUGCUGCCCAAUGUCACCCUAGGGUACGAGCUGUACGAUGUGUGCUCGGAGUCUGCCAAUGUGUAUGCCACGCUGAGAGUGCUCUCCGUGCCAGGGACAAACCACAUAGAGAUCCAGGGAAACCUUCUCGACUAUGUCCCCAAGGUUGUGGCAGUGAUUGGGCCCGAGGACUCCAACAGUGCUGCCACCACUGCUGCCCUGCUGAGCCCUUUCCUUGUACCCCUGAUCAGCUACUCGGCCAGCAGUGUGACACUUAGCACGAAGCGGCAAUAUCCCUCUUUUCUGCGCACCAUCCCCAGUGACAAGCGCCAGGUGGAGACCAUGGUGCUGCUGCUGAAAAGGUUCGGGUGGGUCUGGAUCUCGCUGGUCGGCAGCGAAGGUGACUACGGGGAGCUGGGGGUGCGGGAGCUCGAGUACCAGGCCACCAAGGAGCGCAUCUGCAUUGCUUUCAAGGACAUUGUGCCCUUCUCUGCCCGGGUGGGUGAUAAGAAGAUGCAGAGCAUGAUGCGCCACCUGGCCCAGGCCAGGACCACUGUCGUGGUUGUUUUCUCCCGCCACCAGCCAGCCAAGGUGUUCUUCGAGUCCGUGGUGCUGGCCGACCUGACUGGCAAGGUGUGGAUCGCCUCAGAAGCCUGGGCCAUCUCCCAACACAUCACUGGGGUGCCUGGGAUCCAGGACAUCGGGACAGUGCUGGGUGUGGCCAUCCAGCACGGGUUUGUCCCUGGCCUGAAGGAGUAUGAAGAGGCCUAUGCCUGGGCGGACAAGAGGGACCCCAGGCCUUGCAUCAAUGGCUCCUGGUGCAGCAGCAAUCAGAUCUGCAGACACUGCCAAACUUUCAGGCCACACUCGAUGCCCAGGCUUGAAGCCAUCUCCAUGAGUUCUGCCUACAACACGUAUCGGGCAGUGUACAUUGUGGCCCACGGCCUCCACCAGCUCCUGGGCUGCACCUCUGGAGCCUGUUCCAGGGGCCAAGUCCACCCCUGGCAGCUUCUGGAGCAGAUCCCCAAGGUGAAUUUCCUUCUACACGAAGACACUGUGACAUUUAAUGACAAUGGGGGCCCCUUUAGUGGCUAUACCAUAAUUGCCUGGGACUGGAGUGGGCCCAACUGGACCUUCACCGUCAUCGGUUCUUCCACAUGGUCUCCAGGUUGGCUGGACAUAAAUGAGACCAAAAUCCAGUGGCAUGGAAAGGACAACCAGGUGCCUAAGUCUGUGUGCUCCAGCGACUGUCUUGAAGGGCACCAGCAAGUGGUUGUGGAUUUCCAGCACUGUUGCUUUGAGUGUGUUCCCUGUGAGGCUGGGACCUUCCUCAACAAGAGUGACCUCUACAGCUGCCAGCCUUGUGGGAAAGAAGAGUGGGCACCUGAGGGAAGCCAGAUCUGCUUCCCACGCACUGUGGUGUGUUUGACUUGGCAUGAGCACAUCUCUUGGGUGUUGCUGGCAGCUAAUUCGCUGCUGCUGCUGCUGCUGGUUGGGACUGCUGGCCUGUUUGCUUGGCACCUAGACACCCCUGUGGUGAGGUCAGCUGGGGGCCAGCUGUGCUUCCUCAUGCUGGGCUCCCUGGCAGUGGGUAGCUGCAGCCUCUAUGGCUUCUUUGGGGAGCCCACGCUGCUCGCAUGCUUGCUGCGCCAGGCCCUCUUUGCCCUUGGUUUUGCCAUCUUCCUGUCCUGCCUGACAGUUCGCUCCUUCCAACUGGUCAUCAUCUUCAAGUUUUCCACCAAGUUACCCAUGUUCUACCGUGCCUGGGUCCAAAACCACGGUGCUGGCCUGUUUGUGCUGAUUAGCUCAAUGACCCAGCUGCUUAUCUGUCUAACCUGGCUUGCGGUGUGGACCCCACUGCCCACCAGAGAAUACCAGCGCUUCCCCCAGCUGGUGAUGCUUGAGUGCACAGAGUUCCACUCACUGGGCUUCGUGCUGGCCUUUGCCUACAAUGGCCUCCUCUCGGUCAGCGCCUUUGCCUGCAGCUACCUGGGCAAGGACCUGCCAGAGAACUAUAACGAGGCUAAAUGUGUCACCUUCAGCUUGCUCCUCAACUUCGUGUCCUGGAUCUCGUUCUUUACCGUGGCCCGCGUCUUCCAGGGCAAGUACCUGCUCGCGGUCAAUGUGCUGGCCCCGCUGAGCAGCCUGAGCAGCGGCUUCAGUGGCUAUUUCCUCCCCAAGUGCUAUGUGAUCCUCUGCCGCCCAGAUCUCAACAGCACAGAGCACUUCCAGGCCUCCAUCCAGGACUACACGAGGCGCUGCCAUUCCACCUGACCAGUGGGGUCAGGUGGGGCCAAGCGGGCGGGCAGGACUGUAAGGCUUCCCUGGCCUGAGGGUCGAAGGUCGAGCAGGACCGUGGGCCUGGGGUGUCCGGGAGGCAUUUGGGCUCCUCGGUCUUGGGUUGGGAUGUGUAAGCGCACAGGAGAGCCCAGCUCAGCCUCCUGGCUGCCAAUAAAGAGACGAAAUG